AUGGCAUCCGCUCUGAGAAAUGUGGUGAUAGUCGGGGCUGGAGGAAACUUGGGCUCGCAUGUUCUCCAAGCGUUCCUUGCCUCGGAUGCAUUCAACGUCACCGUGCUUUCGAGAGAAUCCUCUGCCAGUGUGUUCCCGGACGGUCUGCCCGUGAUCCGGUCGGACUAUAGUCCUGAAUCCCUUGUCUCGGCGUUCCAGGGCCAGGAUGCUGUCAUCAGCGUCGUAGGACGAGGCGGGUAUGCCCACCAGCAGAAAUUGGUCGAUGCGGCGCUGGCAGCUGGAGUGAAACGGUUCAUUCCCGCCGAGUUCGAGGGCAAGAAGGCCAAAGUCGAUUACUUGAGGGAGAGAGAGGACCGGAUGAGCUGGACGACAGUCAUCACAGGUGCCUUCUUCGAUUAUGCUCUCAAGAUUGGAUUCUUGGGGUUUGACCUCCAGUCCCGCGAAGCGACCAUCUACGAUGAAGGUGUCACCCCGGCUUCUGUCAGCACCCUGCCCCAAAUUGGCCGUGCUCUUGUUGCCAUUCUGCAGAAUGCGGAAGCCACGAAAAACCAAUACGUCUACGUGGAAUCAUUCACCGUCACGCAGAACGAUGUGCUCCAGGCCCUCGAGACGGCCACGGACGAGAAAUGGAAGGUUGACCACGUGGACCUCCAACCUCUCAUCAAGGAAAGCACCGAGCGGUUUAACAACGGCGACCUCGCGGGGGCACGGAUCUUGAACCUGGCGGCGGGAUUGGCGAAAUUCCCAGAUGGACCGUAUGGCGAUUGGAGUCGAGUGCCGGGUGGCUCCUGGAAUGUCAGGUUGGGCUUGGAAAAGGAAGAAUUGGAUCAGGUUGUUCGGUCACUCAUCAGUGACGAUGCUGGAGCGGCUGGCCGGAUGUAG
This is a messenger RNA of Aspergillus bombycis, 882 nucleotides long. Its product is annotated as aromatic alcohol reductase. The transcript has 4 exons. NCBI's taxonomy places the organism in Eukaryota, Fungi, Ascomycota, Eurotiomycetes, Eurotiales, Aspergillaceae. The record is from RefSeq and is a predicted model, not a curated record. Bases 1 to 882 code for a protein of 293 amino acids. Gene Ontology annotation, molecular function: oxidoreductase activity.